Penicillium cataractarum is the source of this 420-nucleotide messenger RNA. RefSeq lists its product as uncharacterized. NCBI's taxonomy places the organism in Eukaryota, Fungi, Ascomycota, Eurotiomycetes, Eurotiales, Aspergillaceae. The record is from RefSeq and is a predicted model, not a curated record. Bases 1 to 420 code for a protein of 139 amino acids. The transcript has 2 exons.
AUGGGAGACCAACGGGACCAUCAUCCCACUCCUCUUGGAAAUUGGCUUGAAGACCUCUUCAACAAGUUGUUUUACCAGCCAGAUGACGGACUAUGCAAAAAUACGAUGGAAGAAGAAAUAAGCCCUCAGUUGAAAGUUUGUAUCAAUGGUCAGCGUGUGUCCAGGGAGGAGUAUGAUCAGGUGGUAACAGAGGCACGACGAACCUACAACAUCAGCGUGCAAAGUAGCCGUGAGCUGCUGGCCUCACCCGAUGUAACGGAUCAAGGCAUUGGUUCCGUCGCGCACAUUCAAACUUUUGUAUUGGAGGAUAAGAAAACAGGCACUCAACGCACACAGACAAGCUUGACCAUUUCUGUCAUUGAGAGUAGUGAUCGGGGGAAGCAGUUGAAUGAACUGAUGGAGAUUAUACUAGAUCAGUGA